Rotaria sp. Silwood2 is the source of this 4551-nucleotide messenger RNA. The record is from the annotation of a GenBank genome assembly. NCBI's taxonomy places the organism in Eukaryota, Metazoa, Rotifera, Eurotatoria, Philodinida, Philodinidae.
AUGGCGUCUAAUACAAUUGAAAAGUAUCCUUUAAAUCGUCGUAAAGAUCAUGUAAAUCGAAAUUUUCAACUUUUCGAUGAUAUCAAUAAAUCAACUAGUAAAAAAAUAUCUUCAAAAUUACAAACAAAAUCCAAUAUUCGUAAACCUGAAUUUAUUCUUAGUAUUCAUCAUAAGGAAAGUCUUCAUAUAAAUAAUGGUUUACGUCCAUUAAUAUCUUUAUUAAAAGAACAUAAAGGCAAAGAAGUUCAUCAACCUGAUCCACGUACAUCACUUCAUAUAAAAGGUUUAGAUAAUAUUUAUUAUAAAACUCGUAAACCAUUACAAACACAUGAUGUAUGUAAACGUUUUACACCAGGUAUGCCUGUAUGGCUUUAUUUUAAAACAACAUGUGAAACAUUAGAUGAUAAUUUAUUUUCAUAUGAGAAUGAAAUUAUUGAUUAUACACCAAAAGAACGUCUUCAUUAUGGAUAUCGUGGUCGUCUUCAACGUGAACAAUUAAAAAUAAAACAAAAUAAACAAAAACAAAUAAAUUCUUCUUCAACACCUGAUCCAUUAUUAAAUUUAAUAUCAAUACGUAAAAAUGCACCAUUAUCAACAACAUGUCAUUUAGUAACACUUGGUUCAUUUCUUGAUUGUGGAACAUAUAUUGCACAUACAUCAACAUUACCAGAUAUUGAUAAAUUUGAAAUUGAAUUUCGUACAAUACCACAAUCAAUUUAUUUACGUUCAAUUAAAAAUCAAGAUUAUAUAAAUACAAAUGAUGAUUUACUUUAUAAUAAAAUACUUUAUUCAAUAUUAAUACCACAUGAUAAUAUUGAAUCAUAUAUAAUAGUUAAUCAUCAAGAUGAUUUUAUUGAUAUAUUUAUUCCACUAUUAUAUGCUAUUAAACCAACACAAGAAAUUGAAUUAGAUGAUUUAGGUACAAGAAAACGAACACGUGCAACAAGAUUUCAUCGUUUUGAUACAAAACAUAUUGCACAAUCAUCAGUUAUUCAUGUACAAAUACCACUUUUAAAUACAAGUAGUAAAAUGAUUAAUGAUUUAGCUAGUAAAUUACUUGAGAAUAAUAUAAAAAUUUUAUAUGGAAAUAUAAAAAUUAUUUAUUUACCAAAUGAUUAUAUUAAUUCAUAUGAAAAUUUACAAUUUGGAAAUUAUCUUUGUAAUUAUGCUUGGCAUAUGCUUGUAUCACUUGGUUAUCGUCUAAAAGAUAAAUUAACUGAUGAAUUCGUAUCAAAAUUAGUCGAUAUAUCAAAUGAUUCUUCAUUAUUUUAUCAUGCAUUACGUGAUUUAUGGAAAACAUGUAAAGAUAAUCGUUUUUUGGAUAUAUAUAUAACAUUAUCAAAUAAUGCAAUAAAAUAUUCUGAUAUUGGUGCUCGAUGGUUAUUUGAUUGUACAACACCAAAUUAUUGUUAUGUUCCACGUGUUAUUGUAACACCAACACAAAUAUUACCACAACCAAUGCGUCCAAUGAAAGAAAAUCGUGUUUUACGUGGUGGAAGAUUUGGUUCAUCAUUUGCAUUUUGUCGUGUUUUAUUACGUGAUGAAGAUCUUGUUACAAUGUCAGCUGAAACUGUUGAACAAUGUCGUGAACGUAUAUUAGAUUUAAUAAAACAAGAUUUAACAAUAGCACAAACUGAUUAUGAAUAUCUUCAUUGUUCAAAUUCACAAUUACGUGAUCGUUCAUUUUGGUUUUAUAAACCAAAUAAUGGUAAUACAGCUGAAACAAUACGACAAUGGAUGGGAAAUUUUCGUCAUGAAUAUUCGGUUUCAUCAUAUGUUACACGUAUGGCACUUUGUUUUACGGGUUCAAUUAAAACAUUUACAAUACAACAAUUAACUGAAAUUGAAGAAAUUCCAGAUAUAAAGACAAGUGAUGGACGAUAUGUUUUUACAGAUGGUAUUGGAAAAAUAAGUGAACCAAUGAUGAGACGAGUUUUUGAAGCAUUAGAUCUUAAUCAAACAACAGGUUAUUUACCCUGUGCACUUCAAAUACGAAUGGCAGGAAUAAAAGGUGUUUUAGUUAAAGCACCAGAACUUGGUUUACGUGAAGUUAUUCAAGUUCGUCGAUCACAAAUUAAAUUUGAAUGUGAUCAUUAUGAUCUUGAAGUUAUUGAUUAUUCUAAACCAUGUAAUUUAACAUUAAAUAGACAAGUUAUAACAUUACUUUCAUCACUUGGUGUUCAAGAUAUUGCUUUUUUACAUUUACAAAAUGAAGCACGUCUUCGAACAACAAUGGCUUUACUUAAAUGUCGUGAAGCUAUUAGUUUAUUGGAUAAAGUUAGAUUUUUUGAAUUUGAAAAAAUUAGUAAUUCAGGAAUUGACAUAUCUCAAGAACCAUUUUUUCGUUCACUUUUAAUUGCUGCUUAUCGUGAUCGAUUACGUUGCUUAAAACAACGUUCAAACGUUUCUAUACCAAAAAUGUAUGGACGAGCUAUGUUUGGUAUCAUUGAUGAAAGUCGAACACUUCACUAUGGUGAAGUAUUUAUUCAACAUACAUCAAAUAGUCAACUUGAAUCCGAAAUUGUUCUUGGUUAUGUUGCUGUAACAAAAAAUCCUUGUCUAUAUCCUGGUGACAUUCGUGUAUUAAAAGCUGUUGAUGUUCCACAUUUACAUCAUUUACAUGAUUGUAUUGUUUUUCCUUGCAAUGAUGGUGAUGUUUAUUGGGUUUGUUGGCUACCAGAUAUGGUACCUAAUCUUGAAAAUCAAAUUGAACCAUUAAAUUAUGAUACAGCAGAAAAAAAACUUCUUGAUCAUGCCAUAACAAUUGAUGAUGUAGCUGAUUUUUUAAUUGAUUAUAUGGCAAAUGAUUUUCUUGGUGAAUUAUGUAAUGCACAUUUAGCAUGGGCUGAUUUAGAAUUAGCAACAAGUCCACGUUGUAUUGAAUUAGCUCAUGAUAUAGCUGCUGUUGUUGAUUAUCCAAAAACAGGUGUUAAUCCUGUCAAUGAUGAAAAACGUCGUGAAUUAAAAGCACCACGUUAUCCUGAUUUUAUGGAAAAAGAAUUACGUACAUAUGCAAGUCGAAAAGUUCUUGGAAAAAUGUAUCGUCAAGCACGUUGUGCAUAUGAUUUACAUGUUCAAUUAGAAUAUCUUGAUGAAAAAUAUUUUAUUGAAAUUGAUGAAACAUUAUUAUUUGAUGGUUUUGAAAUAUAUUUAGAUGAUGCUAAGCGUCAAUAUCAUUUAUAUUGUAAUAAAUUACAACAAAUACUUGAUUUAUAUGAUUAUAGUACAGAAGCUGAAUUAAUAACUGGUUGUCAACCAUUAUUUAUUGAUGAAAAACGUUCAUAUGAUGCAGCUGAUGUUGCUGGACAAGAUUUUAAACGUUUACGUACAGAUACAAGACGAGAAUUUUUAAAUGAAUUUAUUCGUUAUAAUGAUAAACAACAACGUAAACGUGAUCGUGAUCGUGAUAUAACAUUAAUAUCAUCAGAUUUCAAUAUAGCUCGUAAACAAUUACAAAAAGCAUCAGCUUGGUAUUAUAUUGCAUAUACAGAAGAAAAUGAUGAUCAUGAACAAUUAAUUAAAUCAAAAUCAUUUGCAUGGUUAAUGUGGGAUUUUUUAUGUGAAAUACGUUCACGUAAAGAACGUAUACAUCAUUUAUCAUCACGUACAAUAUCUGAAGCAUUAAAAUCAUAUUAUAUAACAAUGACAAAUGUUAAAUCACGUCAUAUAGCAAAUUAUGAAAAAGCACGAACUAAUUUAUAUAAAUAUUUAUUAGAAGAUCAAUGUGAACAUUUAUUUGAACCAGCUUAUUCAUUUCUUAAUAUACCUGAUUUAACUGGUACACGUGUACGAGUUAUUAUUGAUUCACAUAAUAAUUUAAAUAAAUCAAAAACAAUUAUUAAUUUAAAUAAACAACAAUAUGAUAUUGUACCAUUAAAUAUAAAUAAAAUAAAAUUAUUUAAUAAAGCCAAUAGAUUUUAUUUUAAAUUAUUAAUGCAACAACCAGCUAUUGCAACUGUCCUAGAAAUAGCUAUUGAUUGGGCAGCUAAACAUCAAUGUUUUACAAGAAUGGAUAGAGAAGGAAAUAAAAUUCUUGUUCUAAAACCAGAAAUGUUUUUUGAAAGAGCACUUAAAGCUUUAUUUAAAGAUGUUCCAGCUUGUUAUUUACCAUCAUUUGAUGAUAAUGACGAAGAUGAUAAUGAUCAAAUGAAAAUUAUUAAUGGAUCAAUUGAAGAUGAUUCAAUAACAUCAUCUGAUGAUGAUGAACAUUCAAUUAAACUAACAAAUAAACAAUUAAAUAAAGAUUUAUUUUUAACUUAUGAACAAUGGACUAAUUAUAUGAUUGAUAAAUGGGAUUUUCAAGCAAUAGCAUACAAUUUUCAAAAAUUGAUUCGUGUUUGUAAUGAUGAAAAAGAUAUAUGUUUUCUCAAUGUAUGUCAUAUACUUUUAUUGGCAUUACAAAAAAUUGGUAUUACACGAAAUCUUGAUAAUGCACCUGUUGAUCUUAAAGAUUCACUUGUUUAUCGAUUGGAUCAACCAUUGAAUCGAAAUCAUCCAUCAUCUGCAUUAAAUGAAAGUAUAUCAAAACCAGAAUCACUUCCACCAGAAUAA